Molecule: messenger RNA, 6453 nt
Organism: Strongylocentrotus purpuratus (purple sea urchin)
Lineage: Eukaryota; Metazoa; Echinodermata; Echinoidea; Camarodonta; Strongylocentrotidae
Product: ATP-binding cassette sub-family A member 5
Exons: 35
Coding region: 179-5449 (1756 amino acids)
Biological process (GO): transmembrane transport; lipid transport
Cellular component (GO): membrane; intracellular membrane-bounded organelle
Molecular function (GO): ABC-type transporter activity; ATP binding; lipid carrier activity
Source: RefSeq, a predicted model, not a curated record
AGACGUAGAGUACAUGCACUGCACUGUACACUUGGAAGUGGGUGAUCGGGAUAUAAACUUGACACGUUUUUGGAAGGAACUUUAUUAUCGAAUCUGAACCGAUUGAACAGUUCCCAUUGGUCUAGAGACAAAGAGAAGAACUAAUAUUCACAGCUAGUCGCCGAACUCCACCCUCAUCAUGAGCAAGUUUGGGAACCAGUUAUACUGGCUCCUAUAUCGGAAUUUUCUCUUCAAGCUGCGAUUUAAACAGCUUACGUUUCAGGAGAUCUUCAUUUCCCUCAUUUUUGUUGCCAAUUUGGCCACCCUGCGCUACACCACUCAAACGGAUCCUCUACCCGCUAUCCCCUCUUCCUCCCUGAAAUCGCAUGACCUCUUUGAUCCGCGCUUCGCACCGUCCUCCCUCGAAUUUCCCAUUGCCUUCACUCCCGAUACGCCAGAAGCAGAGAGGGUUGUUUCUGGCCUGGCGUCGCUGCUGAACGUGUCUGCCUCGCCGGGCUAUGUCGGGUAUGCGACGGAGGACGAGAUCUUGAACGAUGUGGUCAAUGGAACAGCUAACAUAAGCAUGGCUUUGGUCUUUGAUGACGCCUUCCCGUCCAAUUUGUCCUACAAGAUUAGGCUGACCUACGGAGCAGUGACUCUGAAUGAUGGUCCAUAUUUGGGUAGUGGAUCUCCAAACUGUUAUUCUGCGGAUCCUGAGUACGGUCUGACAUAUCCCUAUCAGUGUCCGGCAAACUCCUAUCUUUACUCUGGUUUCUCCGCCAUACAAGCCAUGGUAGAACAUCUGAUUGUGAAGUUAGUGACGGGGGACAGCAGCUUAGCCAUGCCCGACGUAUCCAUCCGCAUGUUCCCUAAGGGCCAGUUUGACUUUUCUCUGGACUCGCUGCGUAUCACGGUGUCGGUCUACAUCGUGCUGGCUUACAUGCCCUUUACGGCCGUCCUCCUGACCACGCUGGUCAUCGAGAAAGAACGCAAGAUCAAGGAGGUGAUGAAGAUCAUGGGGCUCAACAAUGUCACCUUCUGGUUGUCAUGGAUUAUCGUGUACAUCGGCAUUGUGUUCAUCGUUGGUCUAAUCAUUGCAGGAUUCAGCAAGGCCAUCACGUUGUUCCCCGAUGGAAAUUUCUUCCUCAUAUUCCUUGGACUCUUUUUUUAUGGCCUCUCAGUGGUGACGAUGUCUUUCAUGUUCUCGCCACUGUUCAAGAAGGCCACCACUGCGGGAGGCGCAGGUAGCUUCUUCAUAAUGCUCUUCGUGAUUCCGUACAUCCCUCUGGCCAUCCUUGGCCCAGAGACGGUUCCUGCUUGGCUGCUCUGGAUCCUCUGUCUCUUCUCUCCCACUGCUAUCGCUUUCUUCAUAGAUAGGUGUGUGCUGUUUGAGCAAAUUAGCAAUGGGGUCCAGUUUAGUAACCUUGGAGACGGCUACUUUCCUCCGUACGCUCCGCUUGUGAUGAUCUUUGUGGACAUCAUCCUGUACCUGCUCCUGGCAAUCUACCUGGAAAAUGUUGUCCCUGGAGCCUAUGGCCAGAGCUUGUCUCCUGCGUUCUUCCUGAAACCUUCCUAUUGGCGUGGCAGCAGUGACAAGGGUCCUAAUGACCAUACUGGACUUCUGCAGGAUAAUAACGGGAGUGAGCAUACAGCUACCAAUGAUGACGCACUGGUCGAACCCGUGCCAGCAGCUAUGAGAGGCAGAAAUGGAAUAAGGAUUCGCAACGUAAAGAAGAUCUUCCGAGGAAAAGGUGGCAAACCAGAUGUCAAAGCAGUGAAUGGUAUUUCUCUGGACAUCUACGAGGGACAGAUCACCUGUCUCCUGGGUCACAACGGGGCGGGUAAGUCCACCCUGAUGAGCUGCUUGACCGGUAUGCUCGGGGUCACUGAGGGUCAGGCCACAGCCUACGGAGCGGACAUGUUUGACCCGGCCGGCGUGGAGAAGAUCCGCAGCAUGACCGGUGUGUGCCUCCAGGAGAACACUCUCCUGGAUCUCCUCACCCCUGAAGAGCAUCUCAAGUUCUACGCAGGACUCUCAGGGAUCCCCAAGGCACAAAUCCCAGACAAGGUGGAAGAGGCUCUGGAUCAGAUAGACCUCAAGAACCAGCGAGCGACCUUUGCCAAGGAUCUUAGCGGAGGUCAGAAGCGAAAGCUCUGCGUCGGAAUCGCCAUCAUCGGUAACCCCAAGAUCCUCUUUUUGGAUGAGCCCAGCAGCGGAAUGGACCCCUACUCUCGACGUAAGAUGUGGUCUCUUCUGAAGAAACAGAGAGAAGGAAGGGUGACUCUCCUCACCACACACUUUAUGGAUGAAGCUGACAUACUGGCAGAUCGUAAAGCUAUUAUCUCAAAAGGGCAGUUGAAAUGCUACGGUUCAUCCUUGUUUCUGAAAAACAAAUUUGGUGUCGGCUAUCGUCUCGGCCUUGUGAAGGAGAGUAACUGUGAUCAAGAUAAGAUAACCGAUGUCAUUCAGACACACAUUCCCGAGGCCUCUAUCACACGUUCUCAUGGCAUGGAACUGGCCUACAGCUUACCUCUCAAAGAUGUCUCUUCCUUCUCUGGCAUGUUCAAGAGCCUGGAGGAGAAGUCAGCAGAUUCAUCGUUGGGCGUCCAGAGCUACGGCGUUUCCAUGACAACCCUGGAGGAAGUCUUCCUGAAGAUCGGAGAGGAAGCUGAGAUAGAUGAGGCGGAUGCAGUUUUUGAACAUACCUCGAAAACAAAGAAAAACCAAAUUGCUAUCGAAGCCACCCAAAUCAAUCUAUCAACACCAUCUAACGGAACCUCUGGCCCUGGACCAACCCCCGAUGUCCCACCAAGUGCAGUAUCUGGCAUGACCAUGGAAGACUCUGGAUCUGGAGCCGGUGCCUCUGUAACGGUCAACAUGGAGCAGUCCCCUCUAGACUCCACCAUCAUGGCUACUCAACCCAUCAUGGUGCAACACAACGAACAGCUCAAGAGUCUGAUCCGCAUCGAGGCAGUCCGCGCUGCCAGGAACCCCGCAACAUACGUCUGUCGACUGAUCCUACCCAUAAUACUGAUGAUUGUGGGUGGUGUCUUGUCACUCGUCAUCACCUUCGGUGGAGAUGGACCGAGCGACGCCCCUGCCCCCCUCGUCUUCACCCCAUCCAUGUAUUUCUCGGCUCCAGGGGCAAGUAUGGAUGAAAAGUCAACCGAUCUGCUCUACCAUAAUUCACUGCCAAAUGGUCAAAAUAUAGCUGACCUAGUGGCAGAGUUUGACAAUCUGAACAUUGAAUCAAAUGCUACUGCCGACUUAAACGCCCUCUAUGACUAUCGACCCCACAAUGGUGCCUUCGAUGUCAUGGAUCUUGGAACGACCGGCUCCGCAAGCCAGUUCACUGCGUACUACAAUGACACAGCCCUGCACUCGCUCCCUGUGGUGCUCAGCAUCAUGUCCAGUGCCCUUCUCAAUCUCUAUGGCAACGCAUCGGUCAUCACAGCCGCCAGCCAUCCCUUCCCCAAGCCGGCCGGCACACCGGAGUACACCUUCACCAGCGGCAUCCUCUUCGUCUACAUCUUUGGCUUAGGAGCCGCCUGGAGUCUCAUGGGAUUCCCCAUUGACAGGGUCAAGGAAAGAGAGACGAAAGUCAAAGCUCAGCUCCGCAUCUCUGGUAUCGACACCCUCUCCUACUGGGGCUCCGUCUUCGUCAUCGACGUCGCUCAGAUGCUCCUGGUCAUCAUCAUCGGUCUCAUCAUCAUUUUCGCCAUGCAGGUGCCCUCUCUGACGACGGGGGGCGCCGCGUUCUGUCUCCUCGUGACGGUCAUCUUGUGGGUGCCCAACGCCAUCGUCCACACCUACUGCAUCAGCUUCAUAUUUGAUAAGUUUGAGACGGUUCAGUCGUAUGCCUUUGUUAUCUUUGUUGAGAUACCAUUGUUCCUCUUUCUACCCACGAUGUUCAUUGACCUGUACGUCUCAACGGCUGCCGCUGCCAGCUUUCACCUGGUCAUGUGUGUGAUCUGGCCAGGCUACGCUAUCUUUGGAUCUCUCUACUUCAUCGACAAGGUCUACCAGCUUGCCUCCAUAAGGGGAAUGGCGGAUAGUGUCACCUUUGCGGAUUACUUUGCUCCCGAGGCGUACAUCUGGCCCACAAUGCUCAUAUUGGUGUUUGACAUGUUCAUGCUCAUCUUUUUCCUGAGAUUCUGCGAGGUUGUGAAAGCCGGUGGCAGAGUGAAGGACACCUGUCCUUGUCUUGUGGCAAAGAAGAUUGGUGUGACAACCAGAAAUGACGACGACAUCCCAGACGAGGAUAGCGAUGUCAAGGAGGAGAGGAUGAAAGUGGAAGAGAUGUAUGAGUCGGACCAGUCCUCUGCCGUUGCCAUCUCCGAGCUACGGAAAGAGUUUGUGAAGAGAGGCGACAGCAAGGCAACGACCAAGGUGGCUGUGCGUAACCUGUCUCUGACGGUACAGACGGGUGAGGUCUUUGGUCUCCUGGGACCCAACGGCGCAGGCAAGACCACCACCAUGAACGUGGUUACAGCUGAUACAGAGGCCACUAACGGACAGGUACGUGUAGGAGGCUAUGACGUGUCUUCGUCUUUGAGCGAUGCCUACGCCUCCAUGGGCUACUGCCCUCAGAUAGACCCCCUCUGGGAUGACAUCACAAUGAGAGAACAUCUGGAAGGUUUCGCAGGGUUCAAAGGUAUACAUCCCACGGACAGGAGGCAAAUCGCUAAUAAUUUCAUGUCUGCUAUCGGAGUAAUGGAGCAUGCUGAUAAGAAAGCCAAGGAAUUAUCUGGAGGAACUAAAAGAAAGCUAUGCUUUGCCUUGAGCAUGCUGGGUAAUCCUAAGAUUGUUCUCCUGGACGAGCCCUCGACUGGUAUGGAUCCAAGCUCCAAGAGAUUCCUCUGGAAUGUGAUCACGUCCAGUUUCCUGGAGAAGAAAGGAGCCAUCUUAACGACCCAUUCUAUGGAGGAGGCUGAUGCUGUGUGCUCCAGGGUGGGCAUCAUGAUCCAGGGACAACUCAGAUGCCUUGGCACCACGCAGCAUCUCAAGGACAAGUACGGUGGAGGCUACAUCCUUGAGAUCAAGCUCAAUCCCGGUGUCCAGUACUACACCAGCGACCAGACCACUACGGCUGUCAUGGACAUACUGGACGAGAAGAUGGACAUCCUUCACAAGCAGGUCCUGUCCCUGAUCCCCCAGGCUGAGGUCACAGAGAGCUUCGCGGAGCGCAUCACCUACAAGAUCCCUCGAGACAGCAGCAUCACGCUCUCCACCGUCUUUGCAUUCUUAGAACAGGGUAAAGAAGAUUAUGGUAUUGAGGAAUACAGCUUCAGUCAGACUACGUUAGAGCAGGUGUUCAUUGACUUUGCCAAGACGCAGGUAGACAAUCCUGACGAGGAGGCAGAGCUGGUGACGGUAGCCGCCCAGGAGAAUGGAAGCAAUCGACCCGGCAGCAGACACAGUGUGCGUCAUGCCCCCACACCACAGACAUCGGUCAAUAUGGAAGUUUAGCCCCACCCCUCCCCCCUCCCCUCUUCAACCAACCCUAACCCAGCUGACACAUAGGUUCUUGAUACAUGUGUCAAUGAAGGGAGAUGUGAAUUGGUCCAGUAGUACUAUCAACUCUCCUUCUUCACCUUUAAACUGAUUAUGACGCACUCAGGGUCGAGACUGAAUCCUGUCUUACAGAUGGUGAUGUUAACUCAUAUCCUGCCAUGAGGCUGCAUGCACGCUACCGUUAUAAUGCUUUGUACACAUGAGUGCGCUAUCGAUUGGCUGCUUAAUUCACUCGGCGAGCCACAGCUUUGCUGCUUUAUGCAUGCAUGCUCGCAUUCGUAAUAGCAGUUAUUGUUCAUGCUCAUUGUACUGUGCUGAGUGCUUCGCACGCUCUAUUGACCGCACCAUCAGAUUAUCUCAAAAUAAAAUUGGCACAGGGGGGAGUUGUGGCUUGGCACAAUGGGGAUUAGCCCUGUGGCACUGGGCUGUAUUCAUUAUGGCAGGAUGAGAGUUAAAGGUCGGUCCCUGGACAUGGAUCAUCAUAUCUAAUUAACACACUUGUGUAAAAUUCCAAUUAUGCACUCACGCAUACACACACAUGCACACAUCAAUGGAGUCGGGAUGAUGAAUUGUAUUCGCUUGAUUGUAUUUUACCUAACUGGUUAGAGUGUGAGUGUAUUCUUGUAAAUAAGUUUAAUCCCCAGACAUAAAUCCACAUUGAUAAUCAUUUCUGAUUUGACGCACUUCUGUAAAAUUCCCAUUUUGUCACAGUUCUACUGCCGAACAACUGAACCAUCCCGUCUGAGAAGAUACAUGUACCCUGUACUUCUCUGAUUAAAAUGAGUGUAAUUGAACAAUUGCUGCAGGGAUAAUUGAUGUAAUCGUCAACAUUUUGUCCAGUGAAAAUACAUAUAUGUUCAUGUCGAUCAUUUUCAGGUGUAACAAAUCAAUGUUUCUGUAAAUUGUCUUGAAGUUACAUUAUCUCUUAUCGUGAAUCAAUGCUUGGAUGUUUUCUUGAC